This is a messenger RNA of Parus major (Great Tit), 542 nucleotides long. Its product is annotated as heterogeneous nuclear ribonucleoprotein C-like. Bases 4 to 432 code for a protein of 142 amino acids. Gene Ontology annotation, cellular component: nucleus. Gene Ontology annotation, molecular function: RNA binding. The record is from RefSeq and is a predicted model, not a curated record. The transcript is spliced from 2 exons. Lineage: Eukaryota; Metazoa; Chordata; Aves; Passeriformes; Paridae.
AGGAUGUACAGCUACCCCGCCCGCGUGCCGCCCCCGCCCCCCAUCGCCCGCGCCGUGGUGCCCUCCAAGCGCCAGCGCGUCUCCGGAAACACCUCCCGGCGCGGCAAGAGCUUCAACAGCAAAUCCGGACAGCGCGGCUCCUCCUCCAAGUCGGGAAAACUGAAAGGCGACGACCUGCAGAGCAUCAAGAAGGAGCUGGGGCAGAUCAAGGCCAAGGUGGACGCGCUGCUGGAGAGCCUGGAGCGGCUGGAGCGGGAGCAGAGUGAGAACCCCCGGGGGCGGCUUUUGGGGCGGAAAACGCGAUUUUCGGGGGUGGGAACGGUUCUUGUCAGCGGGGUCUGCCCGGGGCCCCUCAGGCUCCACCCACCACCGGCAGAUCGCCCCGGUUCCUCUCCCAAAUCACCGAUUUUCACCCUAAAUGUCCAGUUUUAACCCCUAAAUGUCCAAUUUGAACCACUAAAUCCCUGGUUUUUCCCCCAAACAUCCAAGUUUAACCCCUAAAUCCCUGAUUUUCCCCUCAAAUGUGCGAUUUUAACCCCUAA